This is a messenger RNA of Clunio marinus, 213 nucleotides long. NCBI's taxonomy places the organism in Eukaryota, Metazoa, Arthropoda, Insecta, Diptera, Chironomidae. The record is from the annotation of a GenBank genome assembly.
AUGUCAAAUAAAAUCACUGAAAAAAGAUAUCAACGUGACAAAUAUUUACUUACUCAUAAAGUAAAUCAAAUACGUAAACAGAAGCAAGUAACGCUUGGUGUAUCUAACGAUGAUGUAAUGCUUAAUCAAAGUUUAGAUAAGGAAACAUCUCAAGAUGUUAUAACAAUAAACAAAAAUCAACUUCAUAUAACAUUUUUUGAAACUCUUUUCUAA